CAGGAGGAGCCGUGAGCUUGAGCUGCACGCAGCGACCCGCGCGGCAAAGCAGAAAGCCAGCGGAAACAGUGCCUAGAGUGGCAGCGGCAGCGGCGUCACAGACAGCCCAGGCGACCCCAGGCAGCCCGGGCGGUCCAAGCAGCCUAAAAGGAAGCCUUUGAGACUCCAGCUGCUCCGCGGACUGCGAGCUGUGGCGGCAGAGCCCCGCUACAGCGAUCGCAGUCUCCGUGGAGCGAGCAGAAGGUUUUUUUUUGUUUACCUACCACCUCAUUUCUACUCUAGUGGCGUUGACAACAAGUUCUCCGUGGGGGAUACAAAAAACACCCUAGUGCAAUCCUGCCUGGUAUGGACUUGUUGUCCGGGACGUAUAUAUUUGCGGUUCUGUUAGCAUGCGUCGUGUUUCAGUCUGGCGCCCAGGAGAAGAACUACACCAUUCGGGAAGAAAUGCCAGAAAACGUCCUCAUAGGCGACUUGCUGAAAGACCUCAACUUGUCGCUAAUUCCAGACAAGUCUUUAACAACUCCUAUGCAGUUCAAGUUGGUAUACAAGACUGGAGAUGUGCCACUGAUUCGAAUUGAAGAGGGCACAGGUGAGAUCUUCACUACUGGAGCUCGCAUUGAUCGUGAGAAAUUGUGUGCUGGCAUCAUAGUGGACACCCGCUGCUUUUAUGAAGUGGAGGUUGCCGUUCUGCCGGAUGAAAUAUUUAGAUUGGUGAAAAUACGUUUUCUGAUAGAAGACAUAAAUGAUAAUGCACCAUUAUUCCCUGCAACAGUUAUCAAUAUAUCAAUUCCAGAGAACUCCGCUAUAAACUCUCGAUAUGCUCUCCCAGCGGCCAUUGAUCCAGACACAGGAAUAAACGGAGUUCAAAACUACCAACUAAUUAAGGAGUCAGACAAGGAGCUCAGCACUGCUGCUUACAAAUUAAUAACUUACCCAACAUCUUACUUUUAA
Molecule: messenger RNA, 951 nt
Organism: Capra hircus (goat)
Lineage: Eukaryota; Metazoa; Chordata; Mammalia; Artiodactyla; Bovidae
Product: protocadherin-11 X-linked
Exons: 3
Coding region: 346-951 (201 amino acids)
Biological process (GO): homophilic cell-cell adhesion
Cellular component (GO): membrane
Molecular function (GO): calcium ion binding
Source: RefSeq, a predicted model, not a curated record